GGCGGCGCGAUGGGGAACGAGCGUUGGAAAACCGUGGGAGGAGCCUCGCAACUUGAGGAUGGGCAGCAGGAGAAAUCACAGAGGAUGAGCUGUGGCUACAUCCUGUGCACCGUGCUGCUCUCGGUGGCCGUGCUCCUGGCGGUGACAGUCACGGGGGCCAUCCUCUUCAUGAACCACUACCACACGCCCGUCACCGAGCCGCCCCCCGUCAUCAGCACCAACCCCGAGGAGGCCAACGCGCUGGUGACCAUCGAGAAGGCCGACAGCUCCCGCAUCAACAUCUUCAUCGACCCCAACUGCCCCAGCGCCGCCGGCGCCCUGGGCCGCCUGGAGGGGCUGCAGGGCUCCCUGCUGCACGCCCUCACCGAGCACGACGCCGACGCCAAGGCCACCAAGAGCCAGCAGAAGGCCCUGCUGGUGACGGUGGCGGACGAGGUGGCCAAGCUGCUGAGCCACGCCGUGCAGCUCCGUGCCGACUGUGACGGGCUCAAGAAGGGGCACAGCGCCAUGGGCCAGGAGCUCAGCGCCCUGCAGGGAGAGCAGGGCAGGCUCAUCCAGCUGCUGUCGGAGAGCCAGAGCAGCAUGGCUCGGCUGGUGAGCUCUGUCAGCGACGCCCUGGACUCGCUGCAGAGGGAGCGCGGCGGGGCCCGGCCCCGGCUCAAGGCUGACCUGCAGCGAGCCCCGGCCAGGGGAGCCCGGCCCCGGGGCUGCUCCAACGGCUCCCGGCCCCGAGACUGCUUUGACAUCUACGUGAGUGGACAGCAGGAGGAUGGGAUUUACUCCAUCUUCCCCACCCACUACCCUGAUGGCUUCCAGGUCUACUGUGACAUGAGCACGGAUGGGGGCGGCUGGACGGUGUUCCAGCGGCGGGAGGACGGCUCCGUGAACUUCUUCCGUGGCUGGGAAGCCUACCGGGACGGCUUUGGGAAGCUGACAGGAGAGCACUGGCUGGGGCUGAAGAGGAUCCACCUGCUGACCGUGCAGGGCAGCUACGAGCUCCGCAUCGACCUGGAGGACUUCGACAACGGCACCGCCUUCGCCCACUACGGCAGCUUCGGGGUGGGGCUCUUCUCCGUGGACCCCGAGGAGGACGGGUACCCCAUCACCAUCGCCGACUACUCAGGGACAGCAGGUGACUCCUUCCUGAAGCACAACGGGAUGAAGUUCACCACCAAGGACCUGGACAACGACCACUCGGAGAACAACUGCGCCUCCUUCUACCACGGCGCCUGGUGGUACCGCAACUGCCACACGUCCAACCUGAACGGGCAGUACCUGCGGGGCCACCACAGCUCCUACGCCGACGGCAUCGAGUGGUCCUCCUGGACCGGCUGGCAGUACUCGCUCAAGUUCACCGAGAUGAAGAUCCGGCCCAUCCGCGAGGAGAAUUAGCUGAUGGCAUCAGCGCCCGGUCCCCUGCCCCUCCCCAGCACCCUGCAGACCCAAUCCCUCAGCUGCCAUCCUCCUCAUCCUCUCCGAGGGCUUGCCCACCUCUGAGGGGCUCAUGGGGAGCACCUGCUGCCAGUGAGGGUGACUUUGGCUCCUGGGCACCCUGAGAGUUGUCAGACCUUUGCUUCCCACUGCCAUGACCAGGUGUCCUGGCCGGAGCGUGACC
Molecule: messenger RNA, 1615 nt
Organism: Agelaius phoeniceus (red-winged blackbird)
Lineage: Eukaryota; Metazoa; Chordata; Aves; Passeriformes; Icteridae
Gene: FIBCD1
Product: fibrinogen C domain containing 1
Source: RefSeq, a predicted model, not a curated record